Uloborus diversus is the source of this 1265-nucleotide messenger RNA. Its product is annotated as macrophage mannose receptor 1-like. The coding region runs from base 207 to 1154 and encodes 315 amino acids. Lineage: Eukaryota; Metazoa; Arthropoda; Arachnida; Araneae; Uloboridae. Gene Ontology annotation, molecular function: signaling receptor activity. The transcript has 7 exons. The record is from RefSeq and is a predicted model, not a curated record.
AAAUCGAGUUUUCCGUCAUCAAAGUGCCAUUGGACGCAAGACACUGCUCAGAAGACAACAACUCAGGAUGGAAGUUUCACAAUUCCUGCUAUAACUUAAUCAAGGAGAAGAAAACCUGGAAAGAAGCUGAAGACUAUUGCAGAGACCAUUAUUCUGGACAUCUAGUCUCUAUUAGAGACAUCACUGUCGAUUAUUUUCUCGAUUAUAUGCUCAAGGAUAUCACGGAUAAAAUAUGGAUUGGGAUUUCAAUAAAAGAAUCCAAUGUGCAAAAGUGGUCAUCAGGCUGGUUCGCAGGAUACACUGGAUGGAGAAGAAACAAGGAAGAUUUCACUGACGGAACCUGUGCAGCUCGUGUCAAAAGCGAAACAUGGAGUACUGACAUUUGCACUAGGAAGUACGCCUUUGUGUGCGAAAGUUCUACUGAUGUCCCACCUUCGUUGACCCCAUCAGUGAAAGAAGCUUCCUGUCGUGAAGAACCAGACGGUUGGAAAGAUCUCGGGGGUGACAUGUGCUACUUCUUCGAAACAGAAAAAGAUGUCACGUGGUACGAAGCGAGUUUCAUAUGUUUACAAAAAGGUGGAACCCUCGCAAGCAUCCAUUCUCAAGCUGAAGUAGACGUCUUGCAUCAGUUUGUGCUAUAUACCAAAAAUGAACUGCACGUGGGACUUCACCGUAAGGUACAAGGAGGAAAUGAAUUCGUUUGGUCUGAUCAUACACCUUUUGACUUCAAGAACUGGGAUUCAGGAGAACCCAAUAGGGACAUUGAAAGCUGUUCCGUUAUCUAUACAUCGCACAUGAAGUUCCACAACUACAUGUGUGAUGAAAGGAGGGGUUUCAUAUGCUCUGCCAAAAAAGUAAUACCCACAAACGGAACAAAUGAGUCAUUGGCGGAAACUCACGAAUCUGCAGAAGAUUGCGCAAGUGGUGUUGCCGUACCUGCUGUCAUUGGAUUUGUUGCUGCUGAGCUAUGCAUUCUUUGUCUCUUGGGAAUCGUUCUAUGCUGGUAUUUCAAACCACGUUGUACGGAAAGGAGAGCGCCUGAUUCUUGUGAUGUUCAAAAUCUAUCUGAGUUUCAUAAAUCAAGCAGAUACAAUGACCAAGUGUCAAGAUGCGUCGUUCAACCACAAAUCUACAACCAACCAAGUUUUGGAUAGUGAAACGUUUGCUAGGCUAUCUUUCUUCAGUGCAUUUAAUAAUUGUUGCGAAAAAUUCAUUACGUUUUAUGUUCAAGCAUCUUUCAUCUGUAAAAGCUUAUAUUGCUAAUA